AAAAAUCCAAUAUUUAUGCAUUAAACAAAUUCAACACACUGCAAAAACUCAAACUCUUCCCACCUCUAUAUAUACACCACCUUAUGCUAGCACCAAAAACCAUCAUCACCAAACAAACAAUCUCAACAUCUUCACUAGAUAUUUGUCUAAAUUUGGACAAUACAAAGUAGUUCAACUCCAACAACACUAACUACUUUUCUUGCCCCUUUUUUGAUCAAGAAAAAUGGAGUCAAAUGUGGUAAAGCUUGCUGCACAGAAUGCUGUGGUGAUCUUCAGCAAGAGCACAUGCUGCAUGUGCCACGCCAUCAAGCGGCUCUUCUACGACCAAGGCGUGAAUCCAACGGUGUACGAGCUAGACGAGCAGAAGCAUGGCAGGGAGAUGGAGCAGGCCCUCAAGAGGCUUGGCUGCACCCCAUCUGUCCCUGCAGUUUUUGUUGGUGGGAAGUUUGUCGGAUCAGCUCACGACGUGCUCACUCUUCACCUCGAUGGAUCGCUCAAGAAGAUGCUCAAGGAUGCAGGAGCUCUCUGGCUUUGAUCUCUAAUCAUGUUGUAUGAUACAAAGAAAGAAAGAAAGAAAGAAAGCAUCAUUACUGUUGGAUCAAACAAGGCCAACUGUGUGAACUGUGUGAAACUGUAAUUGUAGUUUUUUUUUUUUUUAAAGCAUGAGUUUGAAAGGUGAAGCAUAGAGCUCAGUUUUAUUCAUGAGCUUUGAUGUAAUGUAGCUUCACUUUGGCUCAACUCAUCACUCUUUGUAACUUUCUUACCUCAAUGGGAUAUGCUUUGUGAA
This is a messenger RNA of Salvia miltiorrhiza (redroot sage), 787 nucleotides long. Its product is annotated as monothiol glutaredoxin-S10-like. The transcript has a single exon. The record is from RefSeq and is a predicted model, not a curated record. Lineage: Eukaryota; Viridiplantae; Streptophyta; Magnoliopsida; Lamiales; Lamiaceae. Bases 224 to 535 code for a protein of 103 amino acids.